Molecule: messenger RNA, 321 nt
Organism: Lactuca saligna
Lineage: Eukaryota; Viridiplantae; Streptophyta; Magnoliopsida; Asterales; Asteraceae
Source: the annotation of a GenBank genome assembly
AUGGUGGUUGUAACGGUUGCAAAGAAGCAUGAUGAUAUUGAAGAAUUUUUUGAACAACUAGUUUUGGUGGUUAUUGUCAUUUGUGGGUCCUGUAAGAGAAAAGACAUGAUACGAGAGAUGCAAAAAGAAAGAGUCGCAACCGAAAUUGAAGUUGUUGUGGUUCUUAGAUAUGUUAAAGAGGAGGGGUCUACUUUAUCUAACCGUAAUCAAGAAAAUGGGCACGCGCUCGUCUUUCAGGCCGGAGUGCUAUCGUCUAUUCGCCGCCGAUUUCUCUCUUCAUAUCUCCUUCAGUUUGUAAUAUUCACUUGCUAUAGACGGUAG